UGGAGUGUACCUAGUUAUAUUCCAUCAGACUAUCCCAUUAUCACAUAUGAGAUAGGAUAUCAUAUUCUUUUUAACAAGUGUUGCUGUUCAAUGGUAGAUGAUGAUGACAUUAAUAUUCAAAGGCUACAACUCUCCAAUUCAACUAAUGCCAAUACCUAUAUCAACAUUACUGGUCUUGAUGCUAUGUCUUGUUAUAUUUUUGGUGUAAGUGCGUACACAACCAGAGGACCUGGUGGAUGGGUCUUCAUUGCUAAUGAGACAUUAGUCAGUACUCAAUUUGUAACACUAACACUAGUAAUUACUCAAGAAGUAGAAUCAACUAAUACAGUUUCAGGAACUGUUGAUGGUUUUAUUAUUGCCGGACUGGGUGCAGUGGUUGGAUUAUUGUUGAUAUCACUAGUUGUUAGUAUCAUUAUUCACAUCUACUGCUUUAUCAAGCUUAAAACGUAUGAUACAACCACUGCUAAGCAAGCAAAGUUUGAUGAUGAUAUACCAAUGCAAGCCUGUGAACUAUACGGUAUUCACAAGACAGAAGAUGUUACAAGAGAGGCAGUAUUUGAGUGUCCUGAUGUCAAUGUUAGUGAUACUGCUAUUUAUGAAGAAACAUAACUAAUGAAACAGUAAAAGCUAACAGUAUACAGUAAUUAAAGUUUAAUAUACCUUUACACUGUGUGACAUGUUUUAGUUCUAGAGUUCACUGUAUUCAUAAUGCUAAUAGUUUAGUCUAUUAUAGUUUAACUUUUAUGAUUAUAUCGCCAUUUUUUGUUGCAGCACUUCUGUUGUAACUACUUUCAAUGUCCUUAUAUCAAUUCUAAUGCUUGCAGUGUGUUUAUUCUAUUGAUGUUAUCUAAUCAAUUUACAAGUAAACAAAUGAUAUAGAUCUAUGACACAAUAACAGA
Messenger RNA from Amphimedon queenslandica, 899 nucleotides. RefSeq lists its product as uncharacterized. Bases 91 to 609 code for a protein of 172 amino acids. The transcript has 4 exons. Lineage: Eukaryota; Metazoa; Porifera; Demospongiae; Haplosclerida; Niphatidae. The record is from RefSeq and is a predicted model, not a curated record.